Thelazia callipaeda (thelaziosis nematode) is the source of this 822-nucleotide messenger RNA. NCBI's taxonomy places the organism in Eukaryota, Metazoa, Nematoda, Chromadorea, Rhabditida, Thelaziidae. The record is from the annotation of a GenBank genome assembly.
AUGCGAAGUAGUGUGUAUAAUGCUUCAAUCAAACGUUAUCUAUCAUACUUUAUCAGUUGUGGAUUAUUAGCAGUGGUGUAUAUGGUGGUAAUACAUGGAAUUCAUCGGUUAAGCGUUGUUACAAUAAUUGUUAUUACACCAACUUACAAACGACCAGAACGAUUAGCAGAAAUGACUAGGAUUUCACAAACGUUAUCACACAUUAAUGAUCUGCAUUGGAUUGUUAUUGAAGAUGCAAAUGAAACUGUGAAAGCUGUACAAAGAAUCUUGAAUAGAUCAGGUCUCAAGCAUGUAUAUUUUUAUACAACUACUCAACCAGGCUUUCCUAAGCGUGGAUGGACACAUCGUAACGAGGGAUUAAAAUAUAUCCGUAAAAAUUAUCAAAAUUUUAGACGACCUGCAGUUGUUUAUUUCGCUGAUGAUGAUAAUACAUAUGAUAUUCGUUUGUUUAAUUAUUAUAUCAGAAAUGUCAAAACAAUUGGUUUUUGGGCUGUUGGUCUUUCGGGAAAAGCACUGGUUGAGGCGCCUCAUGUUCAGAAUGGUAAAAUUGUAUCAUGGGAUGUUGUGUAUGCUCCAGAUCGAACAUUCGCUACAGAUAUGGCUGGUUUUGCUGUUAAUUUGGAGCUUAUUCUUAAAACAAAGGCUGUAUUUCGAAAAGGCUGUAAAACUCCAGAAGAUUGUUUUCUCAAGCAAUUCAAUAUCUCAUUGGCAGAAACUCAAGCUUUUGGUUAUAAUGAGAUUCCAAAAGAAAUUCUUGUUUGGCACACUCAAGCAAAAAAAGGAAUAUUUACUGGAGAUCGUCAUGGAUAUGAAAUUGAGUAG